Molecule: messenger RNA, 879 nt
Organism: Linderina pennispora
Lineage: Eukaryota; Fungi; Kickxellomycota; Kickxellomycetes; Kickxellales; Kickxellaceae
Exons: 1
Coding region: 94-825 (243 amino acids)
Biological process (GO): DNA replication; DNA replication initiation
Cellular component (GO): nuclear origin of replication recognition complex; nuclear pre-replicative complex; DNA replication preinitiation complex
Molecular function (GO): DNA replication origin binding
Source: RefSeq, a predicted model, not a curated record
ACUGGAAAACGCUAUCGGCAGUGGUGAGGAAGAUGAAGGCGCCCGAGAUGGGCCAGCUGGUUGCCAGGCUUGAGGAGAUUACACACAGCCACGAUGUUGCCGAUUUGCAGCGCUCAGGUCUGUCUGACGGCAGGUCCAUCUGCGAGCUGCUGCUGCGUAUCAGGGAGUUGCUGGAGGAUCCAGAAAACAGCGAUGCUGAUGGACGAUUCCGCGCAGAUUGGUGCUGAUUCACCACAAAUAGCACAAAAGCGUAUCCGCACACGGCACGACAUGGAGAACCGGCCGUUCCUGCUGUUCGACAACACGUCCAGCGACAGCAUGCUGCGGGCGCUGGACAAGUGCUGUCAGAUCCUCGAGCAGCUCCUCCAGUUCUGCCUUACCUCGUACCGCGACGUGCCGCUGCACGAAGUCUUCUACUACAGACACUCGUUGCUGCUUGACACAACGUUCAGCGCGCAGCCGCGUGCGGCAGUGCAGGCAGCAUUGGGGAAGACCGUGUACUACAUCAACUGCGAGUGCUGCGACGAGGGCGAAGACGAGGAUGAUGCGGAGCAGCGGAUCUUGCCGUCGAUGCAGGACACCAGCAUUGCGUACCGGCUGCACCGCGAAUGCGGACGCAUGAUCAACAUGUACGACUGGUACACGGCAUUUGCGUCGGUCGUCGAGAAGGAAGGCGACGCGGCAAUGGGCGAGGAGGGGUCUGAGGGCCAGAGCGAGAUCCAGGCGCGGUUCAUGCGGGCAGUCGAGGAGAUGCGGUUCCUCGGGUUCAUCAAGUCGACGCAGCGCAAGACCGACCAUGUCAUCCGGCUGACAUGGGGAAUGUAGAUGUGCUCUUUUUUUUCUGUCGGUAGCUUUUUUGUUCAUGAUGUACGGAAAAGA